Emiliania huxleyi CCMP1516 is the source of this 1653-nucleotide messenger RNA. RefSeq lists its product as hypothetical. The transcript has 2 exons. Lineage: Eukaryota; Haptophyta; Isochrysidales; Noelaerhabdaceae. The record is from RefSeq and is a predicted model, not a curated record. The coding region runs from base 1 to 1653 and encodes 550 amino acids.
AUGCUCGCGAGGAACGCGCCCAGCAAACAGCGCGACACGCCCGCCGAGUCCGAAGCCGAAGACGCGCUGUUCGGUGGCUCGUCGCUCCCUCUCGGCGAACAGCUCCCUGGCGACGCGGACGCAGGCGGUUCGGAAGAGGCGGAAGAGGCGGCGGCGGAGGCGGCGGCGGCGGGAGAGGCGGGAGAGGCGGGAGAGGAGGAGGCGGAGGAGGAGGAGGAGGCGGCGGCAGGGGAGGAGGCGGCGGCGGCGGAGUCGCAGCCGUCCGCGACGCUCAAGCCACACAAGCUCAAGGUCCCGGACGCGACAAUCGUCAAGGUGCUCGAGCUCACGCGGCAGAAGAAGUCCCCCGCUCGCAUCAACACCCUCCUCGAGCGGCUCGGGUGCCGCAACUCCAAGGGCGCGUGGUCGGAGAAGGGCGGCAAGGACCUCAUGGUGAUCGGCCGCAUCCUCGAAAGCCAGGGCGUCGCGCAGGGUGACGGCACAGGCGACUCGGAGGACGAGGAGGACGAGACCGAGAUGGAGCUCUCCGCCCGCCUCUCCAAGUCGGAGCUGCAGCGGCGGUGCGACGAGGCGGGCGUCGGCCGGUCGGGCACGCGUGCGCAGAUGGUCAAGCGCCUGGAGGAGGCGGAGGGCGAGGAGGAGGACGAGGAGGAGGGCGAGGGCGAGGAGGAGGGCGAGGGCGAGGGCGAGGAGGAGGACGAGGACGAGGGCGAGGAGGAGGAGGAUACCGAGCUCGCAGAGCAGCGGAUCGAGGCGAUGCACAAGGAGGGGGGCACGCAAGCGGUGGCGGCGCUGCUCCAGGAGCAGGGCGACAAGGCGCCGUCCAAGUCAAGCAAGGGCAAGGCUCACGCGAGUGGGACACGCGGCUGCCAGGCGGAGGCGCGCGACGGAAAGGGGGCGGGCCAGCGGCGUCGGUCCGCCGAGAACGCGAGCCCACAGCGCGUCCUCCGCUCCGCCUCGAAGCCCGUCGACCUGGACAACGACGAGAGCGACGGGGAUGGCGGCGGCGGCGAGGAUCCGGCGUCAGCACGCGCGGCGCCGCCCAAGAAGCCGCGCGCGGCAGCGACCCGCAAGGCUCCCAUCGACGUCGUCUACCUCGAGCACCCGAAGAUCGCAGGGUGUUUCGCCGCAGUCGUUGCGAAGGGUGUGAGCUUCGAGGCGAUCCAGCAGGAGUUCAAAAGCUCACUCGAGCUGAGCGUGGACAAGGUCCAAUACCACGUCAACGGCACGCGCCACGUCGCGUCCGACUCCGCCGGCCUCGAGCUGAUCUUUGCCGCUGCGGCCAAGGAGGGCAAGACGUCCUGCACGCUGCGCCCAUUCGAUGUCGCGGCGACGCUCAAGCAGAGCGGGGCGGACGAGGGCAGUGUGCGUCCGCCGUUCACCGAGGCCUCCCCGCGGCCGCUCGGCGGUGGCGUCGCCUCGUCCUCGGCUCUCGUGCUGCAUGAGCCGGAGGGCACCCCCGCGUGGCUCGGCGCGGCCGAAGGCGAGCUGGCUCGCGUUCCAUACGGCGAGCGCCAAGCCACGAGCCGCACACACCCGGCUGCACAUACCGUUUUGCCUCAAGGCCUCGCGCCGGUCUUCCCUCUAGGCGACCCGAGCGCGAGCUGUGGGCGCAUCGCCGCCGAUCCGCCCGCCGCCGAGCCGAUCGACUGA